AUGGGUGACUACAGGCGUGCCCCUGGAUCGCUAGCUGCUCUGAGAGAAGAAAGGAGCGAAGAGAGAUACCCCAACUCGACAGCGAUGACUCCAUAUGCCCCUUCUCCAGUGUCAACGUCGCCAUCAGUCGAAGGCUUCUCAACGAUGACUCAUCCGGAUCCAAAUCAGCCUCAGAAGCCACAGUCUCUCCACGAGAACAGCUCGCAUGCCAGUGAGGACGAUUCAGAAGAUGGCUCUUGGCUCUGCCACUGUACUCCCGGUUGCAAGACCGGAGCCGGCCCCAGAAAGGCCAUCUCUCACUUCUUUGGCAGAAACAAAGCCUGCACGUUGCUGAUUCCCAACAAUGUCUGGGUCUUUUUCUGCCGAAAGCACUACCAACGGACCAGAUACCGCAACGGCGGGUUGUAUGCCAAGACUCAGAUCAAACUUGUCCGGGAGCAGGCUACAAGGAUCCAGAAUUGGAGCCAGAAGAACAUCGCCAAGGGGAGACCGACCUAUCUCAAAGACUGGACCUUUGCCCUUCGCAAGAGAGAGCAGGAGCGUGUUGACGAGGCUCUCAUGGCGCAGGGUGCGCCUGGUAAUGGAGCGGAGUUGGAUGACACCGAUACUGUCGCGGAUAUCCCUAGAUGGGUUAUUAACAACUUGGGUGUUGGAAAGACCUCCGACCAAGUCUUUGAAUUGAUCAACCGCUUUCGAGAUGAGCUUGAGGCUGGGAGGAUCGAUGACCUACCUGAGGUCGAGUUCCUCCCCAACAUUGUUGGCGGCAACAGAACCGCCCCGGGUGCUACGGCUCGAGCUCGAAACCAGGCCAAAAGAAAGGCUUCAGAAGCAGGCGAUCUGAGCAUCGGACACAAUGAAGGGAGCACAUCGGCCUACAAGAGGGCCAGAACAUUCUCUGGAGAGCGCGAGGCCGAGCCUCCUAUGAGUCUCCAGACGAAUACCAGCUUUAUCCUUCCAUCGCAGUCCUCCCUCGCCGUCGCAGCCCCCACCCUUCCGAGCCGAGUGGGAGAUCAGUAUCUGAGCAGAGGUCUUCUCUCUAUGGUCAACCUAUGGGGCCGUAUGUUCCAUCCGGGCCCCCCAGACGGGAAUUCGAAUCUCCCAGUCCAUACACCUCUUCAAGUCAGCAAAGCACCAUUGGCCAGCCUGCACGCCCACACAUGGCCUUCAACGAUCACCAGAGGCAUAGCCCAUAUCGUUUUGCAGGCGAAGGAGCCACGCCGACUCAUCUCAACAAUUAUGGAGGUUCAUCUCAACAUUCUCAAAGCGACGGCUAGUGCCCAGAAGCUCCAAGCAUGUUCUUUCGCCAGACCACUGGCGUACCAGGGAGAGAGAACCUUCAUCAUGAACCUGUAA
This is a messenger RNA of Clonostachys rhizophaga, 1353 nucleotides long. NCBI's taxonomy places the organism in Eukaryota, Fungi, Ascomycota, Sordariomycetes, Hypocreales, Bionectriaceae. The record is from the annotation of a GenBank genome assembly.